Molecule: messenger RNA, 827 nt
Organism: Drosophila biarmipes
Lineage: Eukaryota; Metazoa; Arthropoda; Insecta; Diptera; Drosophilidae
Exons: 1
Coding region: 95-652 (185 amino acids)
Source: RefSeq, a predicted model, not a curated record
AUGGCUUUGAAAAUUUUAAAAAUGAAAUCAAUGAAAAUGUCAGAGUAAUCUGGUUUUUAGGUUAUCCAAAAUUUGCUGUUACCAAAUCUAUUAAAUGAGACGAAAAGGCGCCAAAAACAGGAAGAAAGUCGUAGUGCGCUUGAGUGGCCAUCAACUUGAGAAAAAAAAUGUGAAAAAGUCUGGCAAGAAGAAGCCCAACAAGAGGCACCACGUCCACUACCAGUGUCAGUGUCACACCCAUCCCCGCCCAAGGAUUCAAGCCUCGAAGGGUUUCCAUGACAACUGUUGCAAGUACAAGAUUCGUCCGCGACCCAUGAGAACCAACCAGUGCAAUCUGGCCACCCAGUGCCCCUCUCGCACGAUCCCCCUCGCCGCCUCUGUGCCGCUCCUGCGGCAUCCUGUCCAGCGGAAGGUGGUUCGCCUGCCGGAAACCGUGGUCAUGGACAUGCGGAAUACAGAGGACGCCCGCCGACUGGCGGUCAGCUAUAAGAAUACCCUUAUCCGAACUAUUCUCCCAGUGCGGGACUUUGAAAACGGAGGGAGUCUGGAGGAACUUGGCCAAAUAGAUCUGAGACCACGGCAUGCCUAUCGAACAGGAAGGAAAAUACCUUUACCCAGCGACAUGGAUCUCUGUGAGGACUUCUAUGAGUAGGGAGAUGUGUUCCUUCUAAAAAGAUCCCUCUUGCCAAUGAAAGCUAAUAUGGCAUACCAACUGCUAUUUUAUUUCUCGUUAGUUUUCAAUAUAUAUAUAUAAUAUUUAUAAUAUAAUCCAUAAAUCUGUUCUUCAAAAAAAGUUUUUUUUGCCAAUAAAACCGUAUCUUUUUCCA